GUGACAGCAGGAACUGCGCGCAGUGCGCCGCCCGAGUCGCGCCGCGCGUCACCAGCGCAGAUCUCAGCAACGCGCACAUCUCGCUCGCAGCUGUCUUCAUCGGGCCGAUAAGCUUUGACGGGUGAAGCCGGAGGGACGAGAUAUGACAGAACAGAAACUCUAACUUCCGAGGAAUAUAACCGCAGAACGCAUCGACAUGAUACGCGGCUCAUAACAGGUAUUUUGCGCUUUGGUCCGGCAAAUGUUUCCGCCUGUAUUUCUGCUUACCAAUGUUUGUCUUCUAAUGCGAGCUGUCAUGUGAGCGGCGUUGGAAACUCAACGCGCCGUCAUGCUCCCUCGUAGUAUGAAAACAGGUGGCGUGGAGCUGCCAGGAGUGGGUUCGAGAGAUGUGCCACUCAUUGGAUACCGGCCCUUACAGCCAGAGGCCAACAACGACCCUCCUGAUCAGCUCUGGAAGGAGAAUGAAAACAGAGAGGCGGAUCCAACACAGGGGGAGCCGUCGCCGAUGAAGACAACCUGGUACUGUCCACUUGACCUGUCCUCUGUGUCCGAACUGGAGGAAGAUGGUGUUAUCUACACAGUGUUGGUAAAGCCACAUCAUGGGACGCCCAGCAGCCUGCAGUACAAAGCAUCUCGCUCGCAGCACAUUAAAGCAGGGACAGAGGAGAAGCUGGUCCUCCAUCUUCUUCACUCCUUCUCCAUGGGCGACUCCUCCUUCAUCUCCAUCUUCCUCUCCACCUAUCGCACCUUCACCUCCACUCAGAGAGUGUUGGAGAUCCUGACUGUCAGAUUGGAAAAUGCUCCAGGGGAAAGUAAAAGUAGCACCCGUCAGCAGUUCAACAAGGCCGUGUGUACAGUGUUCAGUACAUGGUUGAGUGAUUAUCCUGAGGAUUUCCGUUCUUUGAGCGAUCCCUCCCCUCUUCUGCGUUUGGCCCCCCUUCUUCCAACAGACCCCUCGGGGGCCGAAAUCAAAGACAGACUGCUGAAGAUAGCCGAGGAGCUGAGCGAGAAAGCCCUGCUGUCUGGAUCUGUAUCAGAUCCUUCAAAAGGUGUGACGUCCCCUUCUCCCGAUCCCUCAGACUUUGAUGCCACCAGCAUUCUGGGGUUUCCAUCCAGUGUGAUCGCAGAACAGCUGACCAGAAUCGAGACGGAUCUGUUUCUUAAGUUGGUGCCGCACCACUGUCUCGGUUCUUUGUGGUCCCAAAGAGAUAAGAAGGGGAGGGAGGGAGCGUGUUGGUCCGUCAGAGCCACCAUCAAGCAGUUUAAUCGUUUGACAAACGCCGUCACAGCCUCGUGUUUGUGGAACACAGCUCUGAAGAGCCAACAGAGAGCAAGACUUCUAGAGAAAUGGAUCAGUGUUGCAGAGGCCUGCAGAAGCCGCAAAAACUUCUCCUCGCUGUAUGCUAUUCUGUCAGCCCUGCAGAGUAACCCGAUCCACAGACUGAGGAAGACAUGGCAGGAGACAGACAGAGAAGCCGUGAAGAGAUACGAAGAACUUUCUAACAUCUUUUCGGAGAAGGACAACUACUCCCAGAGCCGUGAACUGUUGAAAGAGGAAGGAACUUCCAAAUUUGUUAAUGUUGACACUAAAACCAACAACAGAAGAUUUACAGGGUCCUGUGCUCAGGGCACUGUGCCAUACCUGGGCAUCUUCCUCCGAGACCUCACCAUGCUGGACACUGCAGUCAAAGACCGACUAGAGAAUGGCUUUAUUAACUUUGACAAAAGGCGGCGGGAGUUUGAGGUUAUCGCUCAAAUCCGCCUUCUUCAGUCCUCGUGUAAAAACAGCAUUUUCAGAACGGAUGAGACGUUUGUUUACUGGUAUCACAGCGUACCCCCUCUGGACGAAGAGGAAAGCUACAAGCUGUCCAAUCACAUCGAAGCUCCAAGCGAGCCGAGUCCCGGGCGUGGGCUGAACCCUACAGUGAUCGUCACACAAUGUCCAGAUCAAAUCUCUACGGUGGCAAAUGCAGUUUUGAAUCCUGAUGGCAUAUUUGACCUCCCUUCUCCUGUCAAUCACCUGCUCUCAAAGCUUUACAAGCAUGUGAAAUCACCCUCCGUCUCCUGCCUGGAUGUUGAUUCGUCGCCAUCAUCCAAUGAAGCCUCGCCCUCUGUAGUGACCACACCCCCUACAACUAUCAAAUCACAUCGCCGGUCCGUCUCCUGUGGCAACACGCCCACCAAUAACAAACCAGAGGCGGGGCCUGAUAUGAGAAUCGUCAAAAUAAGAAUGGAUCUACAUGAUGGCAACUUGUACAGAAGCAUUCUGGUGACUAGUAAUGACAAAACCCCCACUGUCAUUAGUUCUGCAUUAGAAAAACACAACCAGAACGUUCAAGAGGCCUCCAAAUGUGAGCUGAUCCAACUACUACCAGAGGGGAAAGAAUUGAUAAUACCACCCACAGCGAACGUCUUCUACGCCAUGUCUUCAGCUAGCGUAGACUUCCUGUUAAGGAGGCGAGGAGGAAACACACCAACCGGGUCUCCCAUUCUCGGCAGUGAAAACAACUCAACCUUCCCACGAAUCAAAGCCAAGGGCAGAAGACUGGUCCGAACACUCUUUUAACAUUAAGCCCAGAUACUUUCAAAAGAAAAGACACGACAGAUUUCAUCUAAAGCUAUGUGACGUAACUGUAAAAUUUACCGAAAGUUGUUUUCAUGAGUUCUAAUAUCGGUGUAUUUUGAGUGAAGCUUGGUUGAAAUGGCUCCAAGAUGUUAUUUACAAGUAAAUGUUGCACAAUUUACACAUUUCAUAAAGUUUCGAGACAGCCGAGUGCCGUUUGCUGCCGUCAACAUUUCCUGGACUUCCCUGACUACCUCUGAACAACCAUUAGAGGGCACCUAUUAUGCAAAAUCCACUUUUAGAAGGUGUUUGGACAUAAAUGCAUGUUGGCAACACAACCACCAUACAAUAAAAGCAUUUUUUAAUCCCCACUAAAUCAAAGCUGUCUCGUAAGACAUGCUGUUAUGGUUAUCUUGUUAAUGUGACAUCACAUUGAUAAAGCCCUGCCCACAGCCACUGACUGACAGUCCUGCAUUACCAUUCAACGAGUUGUACGCUGUCUGCCCUCAUUCAAUAGUGAGACACUAUUGUCUCAGACUGUGUUUACAGGAAUCAAAUCUAUUUUAAUUAAAAGUGCUCACUGUCUCUUUCGAUAAGGAAGUGAAUAGCCGUAGCUCAUUUGCAUUUAAAGGUAUAGACACGAAAAUAGGGACAUUUUGAACCUGCUAUAAUACAUGAUUUGUGGGGUAUUUUGAGCUUAAACAUCACAGACACAUUCUGGACUGACCUGAGACUUAUAUUACAUCUUGUAAAAAUGGCCAUAAUAGGUGUCCUUUAAAUACAACAUUUUACUAGCAAUAAACUAGCACCAGCUAAAGACCCUCACAUAAUUACAUAAACACCUAAAGAAGGUACUUACGGCUGUCGAAACAUUUCAAACACUGAGCUCUUCAAUAUUGUUUACUGUGAUAGACAUGUCAAAGUGGACAACUGCCCACCAACCUGAAGAAACGUUGCAAAAAAACCACUGCCGCUGGCUAAUGUUUUCACCAAGUAUGCAAAAUGAUGGUUGUUGUAAUGCAAAGGCUCUGUUUCAAACCCUAUUGAGUUGACUCGCUGUCUACUACCUACAUACGUAGGCAGCUCUUUAUUUUUAAACGUAAUUAUAAAAAAUUGGGGUAAGAGUCCAUUGUUCGUUAUUUUUUAUCAAUACUUUUAGUAUUGAAUGAAUCAUAUUUAUUAUCAGCCUUUUUCUUAUUUUGUCUUACACUUGGAAUGUAAAAUGUUUUUUACUGAGGUCAUCACAAUGAAUUCUGGUAUUGCUUUAUCUUUAAAAUAACACAUGCCUUGUAAUUUGGUUAAAAAGGCAUCUUAAAUAGCAGUAUAAUCUCAUGCUGCCUGCUUAAGGAGCGUGAUGAUGCCUUAAAAUACUCGCCUAUGUUUUCAAACAGAGCUAGUAUUGUGUUGUUAACUAAAAUGACUCCUUUAAAAACAAAGCUGUGCCUGUUAUAUUAUUAUUUUUGUACCGAUAAUUGCAAAGACAUAUGAUAAGAAAUGCGCAAUUGCACAUCCAAACUGUUACACUUGUUUGCACCCUAAUGAACCUUGCACCUUUACUCGUGUGCUGUUGACGUCUCUGUGGGAACUGAGGCAUCCGAGUACUCGACGCAAGGAAGAGGGCUGUUCUCCAUUACAUUUCAGUCUUUGUUUUUGGUCACUCAUUUGUAAAGUGCCUUAAUAUCAGGUGCUUGUGUUCUGCGCAUGUUGCGGCUUCAGUAAUGUAACGUCAGAUCUGUAUACUGACGUGUUUGUGCACUACAUACCUCCUAUUCUUGAAAUAAACUUUAAUUUUGAUACAA
Misgurnus anguillicaudatus (oriental weatherfish) is the source of this 4362-nucleotide messenger RNA. The record is from RefSeq and is a predicted model, not a curated record. NCBI's taxonomy places the organism in Eukaryota, Metazoa, Chordata, Actinopteri, Cypriniformes, Cobitidae.